This is a messenger RNA of Argentina anserina (silverweed cinquefoil), 1559 nucleotides long. RefSeq lists its product as uncharacterized. The coding region runs from base 372 to 1283 and encodes 303 amino acids. The transcript is spliced from 3 exons. Gene Ontology annotation, biological process: biosynthetic process; mitochondrial respiratory chain complex I assembly. Gene Ontology annotation, cellular component: mitochondrion. Lineage: Eukaryota; Viridiplantae; Streptophyta; Magnoliopsida; Rosales; Rosaceae. The record is from RefSeq and is a predicted model, not a curated record.
UUUCUCUCCGUCGCUCUCACUGUUGAUGGUUCUCACACCGCAAACCCGUCUCCACUGACCAAUUUCACGGCGUCUCCACUGAAACUUAACACCCACCGUAAUCUGUCGACGCUUGUGGAUGUAGUGAAGAAGGGGGCUACUGAGAUGUACAUAUACCCUGCAGAUUGCACCAUUGAGAUGCCAGGGGAAAUGUUAAGGCAUGAAAUGAUUAUGGAGGGGUAUCAGUUGUCGUUAGCCACGGGGACUUAAAUCUGAAUGAGGAUAGGAUUGAGGAUACAUGUGUCAAAUCCUCUGCUUUAAAUCCUAAGUCAUCUGAAUGAAGUGUUGCACAGUUUGAGAGUAUUAGCGUAGUCAAACCUCAGUUUGUACUUAUGAAUAAAGCUUCAGCAUCCAGUAGUUUAAUGGCAGCUUUCUCGCAUUGUGUGCAGCAAGUUCGCAAUUAUGAUUAUCAUCACUAUCUUUGCCUCCUUGAACUCCCUCAUAACAUGCGGAAGGCUGCGUUUGCAGUCCGUGCCUUGAAUGUUGAAACAGCUCGUGCAAUGGAUGUUGCUUCUGAUCCCCGGAUUGGUCUUAUGCGUCUUGUCUGGUGGCAAGAAGCCAUAGACAAAAUCUACGCCAACAAGUCAAUUGAGCACCCAACAGCACAAGCCCUCUUGGCAGUUGUACACGAGAACAAAAUUAGCAAGGCCUGGUUGAAACGGUCUGUUGAAGCUCGCAUCAAUGAUGCAAGAAAGGAGAUUGGUGACGCCCCAGAAAAAAUUGAAGACUUGGAAAAGUAUGCUGAAGACACCAUGUCAACUAAUCUUUACAUGACGCUACAAGCUGGCGGUAUCAGGUCCACUGCAGCCGAUCAUGCAGCAUCACAUAUUGGUAAAGCAAGUGGGCUACUUCUGCUAAUUAAGUCACUUCCAUACCAUGCUAAUCGCAACCGUCACUUCUCUUAUAUACCAACUGAAGUGGCAGCCAAGCAUGGGUUGUUGGUAAAACAUGGGAACCAAGCAGAGAUUCAUUUAGACUCUCGUGAGGGCUUAAGUGAAGCAGUUUUUGAGAUGGCAUCAGUGGCUAAUGACCAUUUGCAGAUGGCUCGUGAAUUAGCUGGUACAGUACCUGCAGAGGCGCGUCCAGUGCUGCUGCCAGCGGUGCCUGCCCAAGUUCUACUGGAUUCCCUGAGGCGGGUGAAUUUUGAUGUGUUUGACUCAAGGUUAGCACGUGGUAUCCUAGGUGUGCCCCCUUUGUUGUAUCAGUUGAAAUUAAAGUGGCAUUCAUGGAGAGGAAAAUACUGAGAAAUUUGAUUUUAUAGUUUUUACAAAAUGAUGUUCCAUUUUGCAUUCUAGAGUACAAAUCCGGAGUUGUUUUUGAGGAUAUGUUUUCACAAGAUGCUUUUUUUCCUGUCUUUGAGAAACUUUUUAAAUAAAUGGGGCUUGGGGCUUUGAGAAUAGCACUUAGCUCUUGCAACUUGAAACUCCUGCCCGGUUCUUUCUUUUCCUUGUUCAUUUUGUUGGUCUGUAUUUUCUGUUGAACGAUCCAGGUUCUGUAUGAAAGUUACGAAUUCCCACAAG